CGUCCUGCGACAGAAAUUUGAUACUAACAAAACCAAACAACAAACAAAUAAACGAAUGGAUGUCAGGUGAGGACGCCGAAAUGAUGAUUGUACGGUAUUCAUUUGACAAUUACAUCAGUGAACCGGAAAAUCAUUGAGUGUUACAAUGUCUGAGGAGCAGGAAGAAUUGGCCACGGCUGAUGGGGGUUACUCACUUUCUGGCAGUGAAGAUACUGCUGCCUCCUCUAUAAGUCUUAGCCUGGGUGAAAACUCUGUUCGACUCAGAGAAAAGUCCAAGCCAGGCAAUGAAGAAGCAGAACCGUCCAAUCGAACUGAGAAAAAAGUUGAGGAUAAAAGAUGGUGGUUGAAACGACCUGAAACUCGUCUAGGUCUUUCAGCAAGCACCAAAAAGUCCGUGCUCAGUGGUGACAAACCCAAAGAGACUCCAUUAUCCGACAUGACUUCGUCAAUGAAGGAGUUCCUUCAAAAAGAAGAACUUUGCAAGGCUCAACACAAAACCUCGGGUGAAAAUAAUCGAGACAAAGAUGACACUCUCUGUGAUAUUCUCGCUUCCACAGCGUUUGAUAAAUAUCCAUCGGAUUUUGAGAAUGCUACAGACGAGGACAUCGGGAGUUUUUUGGAAGAGAUGAGCAAAAUCGCAGGUGCGUUGAGCCCGAGUUCGGCCCAGGAACGAAUGAAAUCUGGCGAAAAUUCGAGUAAAAAUCCGAGCGAAGAAGAAAAAUCUGUGGAAGAGUUAUUGGAAGAAGCUGAAAAGCUUGUUCGCGAGAAUGUCGGUCUUUCGAAGAGUUCGUCGCGAUCAGAAACUUUAAUACUCGAGGAAGUGGAGAACCAGAAUGGUAGUAACACGAGAAUCGUCAGACUCGAGAAAGACAUAUUUCAAUUGAUCGAGCAAGAAGUACAGAGGGAGUCAGAAAAGAUUCGCAAGAGUCCGAAAAACGAGAAGAAUCGUAAAGAAGCGAGUCCUGGCAGGAACAAGGCGAUCUAUGAGAACGAAAACAGCCUUAAGCCUCCGAUAAUGCUGAUGACGUUAGAGUCGCAAAAGAAACGUUUUGAGGAUGAAAAAGUGGAAAUAUCGUCGAGCUCCGAUCUUGACGAUCCGAUCGAGCGUCAUUCGAAAUCUGAAGAUCCUGAAAAAAUGGAAGAGUCGAGGAAGGACAAAGAGAAUCUUCAGAAAGAAAUAACGGACGUUGACAAGGAUUUCUUCGACGACUUGUUGAGACGUUCGAAAGAAAAAAUGGAGGGUGGAAUGUCCGGAAGUUCGAGCUUCGGGCAAGAGGAUUUUUCCCAUUUUCUUCGAAUAUUACAAGGUCAAGAUCGAAAAGAACAGGAUACGAAGGAAGUGAAAAUUGGAACUGCUGCAGAAAUAUCGUCACAUUUAACAAAAGCUGUUAAUACUAAUUUAACGAAUACUGAAAACAUCGUUUUUCCAGAGAAGGAAAUAUCGGAAAUACUCGAGAAAGAACUACCGCAGGAAUCGAAAAAUGAGAAAAUCGUCGAGAAUCACAACGACCGAGAAGAUCACGAGUUCUGUGAAACUGAUUCGAGCUUAGCCAGUGGGGAUAACGCUUCUGAGAGCCGCAGGAAAAAGUCAUUUUCUCGGAAGUCGAGUCAGGAUCGCUCUCGAGCUAGUAAUAUUGACGAGCAACUCGAGCAAAAUUCCAAACGUGACAAAAAUUCGAAAAAAUCGGGAGUCGAACAGAGCGGUGAAAAAUCCUUCUUGAAUUCGAAAAACGAAUUGUACACAGUCGGCUUAACGCCGAGACUCGAGCUGUUUGCAGACGCGAUUCCCAAGCUCAUUGCCGAGAAGACCAACGAAAAUUUGAGCAAAGCUUCCUCCGAAGUGAAGAACGACGAAGUUGACAAAACAGGGGAAAAAUGCGUCGAGGAGGAGAGUGCGAAAAAAGAAAAAUCCCAGGAAAAUUUAGUCAAACGAGCGAACCAAGCGAAAGGAAAGCUUCAAGAAAAAAAUAAAGCGGAAUCCAACCGGGUGAUUCCUGAUACAAAUAGAAAAACAACUCCGAGUCCAGACCGUUCGAAAAAACCUUCUGAAAAGAAGAGCAAAGUCGAAAACGUUCGGCUCGGUCAAUCGAGAAGUUACGAUCAACUUACGAAGCCGAUCUCAAAUCUGAGAGCUUCGCUGGACGACGUGCGGAAUUCGAAAUCGAUAGAUACUUCUCGGAGGUACAAUCAGCCAGGAAAAUCUCCAGUUCUUUCGAAAUUCGCCAAGCAGCGAACGAAUCAAAUUGGGUCCUCGAAGCAGCAAGCACCGAGAAGCAAAUUAUCGUUGAAUCCUUCGACGUCGAAGUUCGAUCUGUUGGCAAAACCAAAAAGGCCAGAAAUCCCUGGGAAAUAUCAUCAAGCAGGUGGCGAUUCUCGAAAAAAUUUAUCCAAAGACGAUCUCGAGUCGCUUUAUCAUGAGGAAAAGCACAAAAACGCUUUGCUCAAGGAACAAAUUGACUCUGAGGCCAAGGUAUUCAAACAACAGAUGCAAAACAUGAGAACUUCCUUCGAGGAAGAAUUGUUCUCUCUUAAAAAACAAAAUAUCAUACUGAAAGCAAAAAUUGACGAGUUCACUCUGAACGAAAAACGCGGCGAUAUUUCUAAGAAAAUACCGUCCCGGAGUGAUACGAGGAACGAGUUGUUGGAAAAAGAGCUCGAAAAACAAGAAGGAAUAAUAAACGCUUACGAAACGGAAAACAAACGGUUGGUUACCGAGAUGGAGCGUUUGCAGGAAGAAAUAAAAAGUACUAAAUCGAAGCAACGAACAAAAGUUGAGAUAAACGAGACUCAGAAACUGAACGAUACGAUAAAAGAUUUGCGGGAGGAUGCGUUGAAGCUGAAUCUCGAGGUGUCGGAUUUGCGACAGAAAAACAGUGACUCUUUGCUGAAAAUUGACGAUUUGUCGCAGCAGAAUAGUUUGUUGAAGGAAGAAUUAGAAAUGUUCAAAGACCAACUGAAAACGAAAAACGAAUUUAUAAACGCACGUUUGCAAGCGAUGACAGCGGCGGAGCUUGAAAGUCGUAAGAAAACUGACGACAUGCGAGUCGACCUGAGUUCGAAAACCGAACAACUGAAAAAUCUGAAAAUCGAGUACGAGAAACUCGAACAGGCAGUUUUGCCGUUGGAGAAAGAAUUGCUCGAAUUGCGAAUGAGGGAAAGCAGCUUUACGGAAAAAAUGCAAGUCGCCAAGAGUCACAUCGAGAGGGAAAAGCAGUUGACUUUGAAGUUGAAGGAUCAAGUUAUUUUGGACAACAAAAAGAUUCUCGAUCUGAAUCGUCAGGUUCGAGAAAUGGAGAGGAUAUUGAAGCGCAAGAACCCUGAUUCGGUCUCAGCUUUGAUAUUAACAGCCAAGUCCGAUCACGAGAGAAUCCACUUGGAAAAAGUCAAAUUGCUCGAGGAUCGAAUAGCCUCGUUGGAAGGGGAAAUCAAAGCCAAGGAGGAAAUUGGUCAGGAGAAACUGACGGAUUUGCGGACCAAAUUUUCCGAAAUGAAAGAAAAAUACGUCAGCCAAGUGGCGGAUUUGGAAGAGAGAUUGUUCGAGGCUAUGGCGAAAGAGCGAAAAAUUUACUGCGAUUCGUUUACCCAAACGGUCACUAAAAGCAUGGAAAACAAAAGCGUCGAUGCCGCGAAUGCGAGACGCGAAGAAAGGGAACAUUUAUCAUCAGCUCAAACAGAAAAGGACGAGAAGAAGGAAGCGAAGAUGGUCAAAACCGGACCGAAAUCACAGAAUCCCAAAGAAGAUACUCACCUCAUAGCCACGAUUAGAGGACUCAAAAUGGAAUUAGCCAAUAAGGACAAACAUUUGGCAAAAAUCAACAAAGAGUUUCAAGAGUUGCAAAAAACCAACAGGCGGUUGCAGAAGGAGCGCGAGAGGCUUCUGAACGAUCGAAGAACUUUCAAAUCCACCACGGACCUCGAUAAGAAUGGACGUUCCGCUUCCGUUACCUCAGAUCCUAGGCUUCCGGCGUCGAGGACCGAAACGAACGACCUGAACUCGAAUCAUUUUCAAAAUGGUCAUUUCUCCAAUGGCAAUACUCACAGGCUCUCCGGUUCCGCUCCGAGACUUUACGAUCCUCUUCAAUAUUCCGAAAAUGAUGACCGCACCGCGCUUAAAAAGCUCACCAACGAAAACGGGAUAUUGAAAGAAGAAUUGAACAAAAUCAACAAGGAUUAUAUGAUGCUGAAGAACAAACGAUUGCACGAUCUCAAUUUACUGCAGGAAGAACACGAACGAGAGAUGGCCUCGUUGGUCAAAGAAUACAGCCUCAAAUUCGGCGAUUCUAAAGUCGUCAAAUUGCAGGGUCAAAUAAACACGCAGGUCGCGAUAAUAACGCAUUUGAAGCAGCAGAUCGAGAAGUUGAGAGACUACAAAGAGCAAGUCGUGGUUCUGAAGGUCGAGCGCGAGCAUUUGGAGAACAAAGUGAAGAUAUUGAACGAAAAAGUGAAAUACCUAACGACGCCGGGCACCGAGCAGCUUCAAUUGCUUCAGGACAAGAUAACGAUUCUUCAGCAACGACACGAGUCCCGUGAGAUUACGCUUCAGAGCCUCGUCCGCGAUCUUCUCAGGAAAAAAACUCAAUGCAGGGACUGCAAAGGCGAGAAAGGAAAAAGCAACAAGCAGCUCUGUUAUUUUCGUCAAGAACUCGACCAUAUCUUGGGUAUGCUGCAAGAAAUAUCGAAUGUACAGUAAAGAAAUCGGAGGAAAAAGAGCACGAAGACAAAACUUGAAAGGAAUUAUGGGUCGCGUCGAAACGAACUGAGAAACCAUCGAGUCGAAACGUGGGCGAAUUUGCAUUUUUUUGUCCAACGGAAUCCUAAGCAAAAUUCUGUAACUUCUAAAAAAUGACUGGUAAUAAGAGCGUACGCGAAUUAUCGUUCCUCUGUUAUCCAACGGCGGUUUUAGCAGAAAAGACCGAAGCACCGAGCAGGCGAACAGAAAUCGUAAAAUAAGGAAAAUCUCAGAUCGUCUCGAAACGGGACUGUCGAGCCAAAAUGUAAAUUAAUGAUGUCCAAUCGAUCCUUCCAAAAAAUCUAUUCGUUAUCAGGAUAACAACUUUCCUCGAAAUCAAAAUAAUAACGAACUACAAAUUAAAAAGCAUCAACAAACAAAAAUAUAUCGAUUGGUAUCACUGCCAAAGAAGAUAUUAAACUUUAUUUUUAUUAUAAAUCGCUAAAGCUGUAUCUUGCCAAUGCCCAAGCGCCCAUUAGACUAAACCUAAGUGAUGUAAGAGUCGAAAAAAUCUAUAAAAACAAUUCAACUUCCGGUUAGACUUCCGAUAAAUUCUCCACGUAAAGUAGACUUUUUUAUAGAAAUUUUUGCUCGUACACUAGCUGUAAAUAGUGAGCUAGGAUGAAAUGAUCUUAGGUCCAAAAAGCAACAGUCCGUUCCCAGCAUUUUUGCGAAUCAACGAAUCUCUGUGUAGUCCUCAUUAUUUUCUUAUUUAAAUUAUUAUUACUAUCAUUAUUAUUAUUAUUAUUGCCAUGAUGGUAUUAUUAUUUUAAGUCCUCGUCCUUUGAAGCUCAUUUGAAAAGCGAACAAUCAUAAAAACAGGCAAAAAAAACUAAUAUCACAUCGAUUUUUGUCAGUUUUGCAAAACGUCCUAUAUUUAUUACGACUGUUUAUCGAAAUAAGCGUCCCAUCGUUGAACCGUCGCACAAUAUUUGUGUCGCUGAACGUUUCCUUCUUUUUUACACCGUCAUCUUUUUUAUAUGGAAAUAAAAAACGAAAAAAAAAAAAAAAUAACAAACAAACAAAUUGAAAAACAUCGAGUAGAUAUUUUGUCACUGCUGAUUCCAUCUACUUGUAUACAAUUCGAACUGUUACUAUUGUUCAAUAAACAAAAUAGUAAUGUUUCUCUUCGAUCUUAAA
Molecule: messenger RNA, 5869 nt
Organism: Venturia canescens
Lineage: Eukaryota; Metazoa; Arthropoda; Insecta; Hymenoptera; Ichneumonidae
Product: centrosomal protein of 162 kDa
Exons: 6
Coding region: 146-4690 (1514 amino acids)
Biological process (GO): cilium assembly
Cellular component (GO): centrosome; centriole; axonemal microtubule
Source: RefSeq, a predicted model, not a curated record